This is a messenger RNA of Ostrinia furnacalis (Asian corn borer), 728 nucleotides long. RefSeq lists its product as uncharacterized. Lineage: Eukaryota; Metazoa; Arthropoda; Insecta; Lepidoptera; Crambidae. The coding region runs from base 17 to 553 and encodes 178 amino acids. The transcript has 4 exons. The record is from RefSeq and is a predicted model, not a curated record.
CCUGGAGAAGAACACGAUGUCAGGGCUGGAGGAUUACGCGCGCGUUCUGGAGGCUCGCUUGGCAGCAGAGGCCGACGCCGCCGCGCCCGCCGCGCGCAAGCACCGCCGGCAUCGGCGACCCGUCGGCAUCGCGUCUCCACCCGAAGCGGCGGCGGUGGCGGCGGUGCUGGGCCCAGCGUGUGCGCCCGUACCGCGUGGGACGCGGACGGCGCGCGGAGGGACGGAGCGCUGGCUGCUGGGCUCGCUGCUGCUGCUGCUGCUCAUCAACGCGCUGCUGUACUGGAAGCUGUACCAAUACCAGCGCCAUCUCGACGUCGAACAGCUGCAUUCCAGGAUGAGCGGUCUGGACGGGCCGCUGGCGGCGGAGUGGGCGCGGCUGCUGCGGCAGCACUCGCACGAGCAGCGCGGCCAGCUGCGUGCCUGGCGCUCCGCCCUCGACGCCACGCGGGCGCUCCUCGUGCAGACGGAGCAGGCGCUGAUCAAGCUGCUGGAGACCAUCAAACCGUCGCUGGAGGCGCCGCCCGACCCGCCCGCGCCACGCGACGACCUAUAAGUACCCUUAUAAUGGUAUGAAUUUACUCAAGGUAAACCUCUAUUCUGUCUUCUUUUGGUGGUCGAAAGUAGACCAUUUUAUUUUGUAAAGCCCGGUCUGUGAGCACGUAGAAUUUUGUCCAAUGACCCCAAGCUACCCAUCCUUAUCGCUCGCGCGUAAUUAUAUUGCUGUUGCG